Messenger RNA from Salvia miltiorrhiza (redroot sage), 978 nucleotides. RefSeq lists its product as uncharacterized. Bases 224 to 895 code for a protein of 223 amino acids. Lineage: Eukaryota; Viridiplantae; Streptophyta; Magnoliopsida; Lamiales; Lamiaceae. The record is from RefSeq and is a predicted model, not a curated record. The transcript has a single exon.
GACACGUCAGCUUCCACGUCACUCCAAAGGCUUCAUUAUCCGUUAGUGACCCCCACAACCAACUAUCUCCGGUUUCCUGUCUCAACCAUGAGAAACUUUUUUCGCCAGAUUUUGAUUGUUAAAUUAGGUAAAACGUCCUUAAUUUUCAAAGCUUUUUCCAAUCUUUUUCACGUGAUUAUUGCUAUAUAGCAUCAUAGUUUCAAGGCUGAUACACCUACCAAAAAUGAGCGGCAGCGGCGGCGGCGGCGGAGCACUAAGCAAGUUAGGCAUUGCACUCGUGAUAAUCUUCGCAAUCUCAGUUCUGGCAAUCUUCACGCAGCUUUUCUAUGUGUUUUGGCGCCGCCUUGUAUUCCGCCGUCGAACCAGUGCUGCUAGCGGAGGCGGAGACGAAAUCUCGCGCUACUCUUCGUCGGAAUCCGCUUCCAGCGCACCAUCAAAGGAGCUCCUCUAUUUCUUCUGCGUAAGACCGCAGCUCCACCUCGAUCAAAGCUCGUUGACUGCGAAUUCUGGAGGCGGCGAAAGGAACUCGGAUCAUGAAUCGGAUGUGGAGGUGAUCGACAUCGACUUGUUGAAGAUUCAAGGAGUGUUUGGACCACCGAGGUUUCUGUUCACCAUCAAAGAGGAGGAGAGAGAGGGCACGGAAUCGCCGGCGAAGACGACGCCCUUUCCCGCUGAAAAUGAGAUGAAGGAAGUUGUUGGUGAUGAGAAGAGAGGCAGCGUGAGUUUGGAGGAGUGUUUGCGGUCGGCGGUGGAGGUGGAGAUUGACGAUCGCGAUGAUACGACGCCGUUUUCGACGCCUUGCGCUUCGCCUCUGUAUUUCACUCCAUCGGCUUCUCCAGUACAUGAGGCGGUCAAUGGCCGGUCAACGGGGGUUGCAACCACGUUUGCCGUUUAAUUUUAUUUUUCUUUAUCCUUUUCUUUUGUAUGUAAUAGUAGCAGUAUUUAAUUAGUAUGAUCUUGACAAUUUAGCUUCUCAAA